AAAAUGUGUCAUGUCAUUAUAGAUAAGAAUUAGUAUUGGCUCUCUCUACGAGUGAUAUAAGUUAUUAUCUUGAUUUUAUCAGUGAAGUGGCGAAUUGAUAUGAAAUGCAACAAUUUUGACUGUUAAAAUAUCACAUUUAUUACUCUCUAAUAACGUAUGACUGCAUAAUUUUCUAUUGAGAACUGAAUGCAAGGUUACGUUUCUGCUACAUUCUUAAUUAUAACCUAUUGCUGUUUGGUAUCAAAGUACACGAGAGCCAAAGUCCACUGCGAAAGCAUCGAAAUGACUGUGAAGACAAAAUUAUUAAAGGCUUUGAUAUUAGGUGCACCUGCUUCAGGAAAGGGCACUAUAUCGUCACGUAUAGUGAAGAAAUAUAAUAUAGAACAUGUAUCUAGCGGAGAUAAACUAAGAGAUCACAUUGAAAAGCAAACUUUAUUGGGGAAGGAGGUGAAAAAAUACCUGAAUGAAGGAAAACUAGUGCCAGAUGAUGUGAUGAUAAAAUUCAUGAUUACAGAACUGGGUAGUGUACAAGGUAAGCCAUGGUUGUUAGAUGGUUUCCCAAGAACAGUUGGACAGGCACAGGCAUUGUGGAAAGUACAGCCAGUGGAUGUUGUGUUAAAUCUAGUUGUGCCAUUUGAAGUUAUAAUUGACAGAGUUAAGAAUAGGUGGGUGCACUUAUCAUCGGGUCGGGUGUACAAUAUAGAUUUUAAUGCUCCAAAAGUACAUGGUAAAGAUGAUGAGACUGGUGAAGAUUUGGUACAACGCCCAGAUGACAAACCAGAAGCUGUGCGGAAGCGUCUUGAGAUUUAUGAAAGUGUCACAAGACCAGUAAUUGAAUUUUACAAAAAGAGAGGCAUUCUCAAGGAGUUUAAGGGGCGAACUUCGGAUGAAAUAUGGCCAAAAGUAACAGCUUACUUAGAUCCCAUAUUAACAAAGUAAUUUUUUUUCUAAAAUGUACACUCAAAUAUGCAAAGAUGAUAUGAUGUAAGUAAAUAACAAAGACAGCC
Molecule: messenger RNA, 1007 nt
Organism: Chilo suppressalis (striped riceborer)
Lineage: Eukaryota; Metazoa; Arthropoda; Insecta; Lepidoptera; Crambidae
Source: the annotation of a GenBank genome assembly